Messenger RNA from Dromiciops gliroides (monito del monte), 735 nucleotides. RefSeq names its product coiled-coil domain-containing protein 124-like. The transcript has a single exon. The coding region runs from base 1 to 651 and encodes 216 amino acids. Gene Ontology annotation, biological process: transcription by RNA polymerase II. Gene Ontology annotation, cellular component: nucleus. Gene Ontology annotation, molecular function: transcription coactivator activity. Lineage: Eukaryota; Metazoa; Chordata; Mammalia; Microbiotheria; Microbiotheriidae. The record is from RefSeq and is a predicted model, not a curated record.
AUGCCCAAGAAGUUUCAGGGCGAGAACAUCAAGUUGGCUGCUGCCCGAGCAAGGAAGGCCGAGGCCAAAGCAGCAGCUGAUGCCAAGCGGCAGCUUGCCUAUUGGAAGGAUGAUGACAAACACGUCAUGAGGAAGGAGCAGAGGAAAGAGGAGGAGAAGCGUUGGCUGGAGCAGCUGGAAUGCAAGAAAGAAUUGCAGAGGUUGCUCGAAGAAGAAGACUCCAAGCUGAAGGGGAAGUCACCCAAGCCCCUGACCCCCGGCAAAGUAACCCGGGCCCAGAUCAAGGAGACGCUCCGCCGAGAGCAGCCACAUAAAGAGAAUGAAGACACAGUGGACAAGCCAAAAAGUCACCUUGAAGUACCCUUGGAGGAGAAUGUCAACCGCCAGAUACCUGAGGAGGGGAGUGUGGAAGCCAGAACCAUCGAAGACGCCAUAGCUGUGCUCAGUGUUAAUGACGACUCUGACCAGCACCCCGAGCACCGCAUGGAAGCUGCUUUUACUGCCUUUGAGGAACUGCACCUGCCGAGACUGAAGAAGGAGAACCCCAACAUGCGUCUAUCGCAGCUGAAACAGCUCUUGAAGAAAGAGUGGAUGAAGUCCCCUGACAACCCCAUGAACCAGCGGACCAUGGUCUACAAUGCCCAGAAAUAGGACUCAGGGAAUGGAGACAGGCAGGGGAAGCGAGGGGACCCAUCCUAGUCUGGACCACUGGGUCUCAGGCCCUCAAAUUCAGGG